AUGGCAGAACAUAAAACAAUAUACGAGUUUACUGUCAAAGAUGCAGAUGGGAAGGACGUCUCGUUGAGUAAAUACAAAGGUCAGGUCGUCAUCGUAGUGAACGUCGCUUCAAAAUGUGGUUACACCCAUGGUCACUACACAGAGUUGAAGCAACUUCAAGACAAGUACUACAAUGAAGGUCUUCGGGUAGCUGCAUUUCCCUGCAAUCAGUUCGGCGGACAGGAGCCUGCUUGCGAACUUGAUAUUAUGAAGUUUGUCAAGGAUACAUACAACUACGAACCUGACCUAUACGCGAAGGUAAGUCAUACCUUUGUAAAGCCACCUUCUGCAGACGUAAUUUGCAAGCAAUGUCGCAACAGGUGUGAAAGCGAUCCCCUCGAUUUGCUACACCCUGAAUACAUAUAA
Cooperia oncophora is the source of this 405-nucleotide messenger RNA. NCBI's taxonomy places the organism in Eukaryota, Metazoa, Nematoda, Chromadorea, Rhabditida, Trichostrongylidae. The record is from the annotation of a GenBank genome assembly.